AUGAGGCGGCGGAGGAGGGAGGAGGGGGAGGCCGACGCGGGUCGCACAGGGACGCGGGCGCGGGCGGUCGAGGGGCGAGGGACGUCGCCCCAUCCGAGCGGGUGGUCCCGCCACGUCAACCAGGCCGACGGUCGCCCCUACUGGUCCCACCCGCAACACGGCUCGUCCUGGACAAAGCCCCGCGACCUCAAGACCCCGCUCGAGCUCGAGGUCGACAAGUGCCCCUGGGACGAGUACGAGACCAACGGCCGCAAGUACUGGGUCCACCGCGACUCGAAGGAGACGACCUGGAACAUGCCCUCGGACAUCUCGGACAUCAUCCAGCGCUUCAAACGUGCCUCUGAGGCCGCAUCGACCCCUCCUCGGCCCAACCCUCCGCCCAACGCCCCGACCGGCCCUGCCUCGCCCGCCCUCACCGCCCACACCGGCGCCCUCGUCGCUCCCGGCGGCGCCUACUCGCCCGCCGGCCUCCCCGCUCGCCCCGCCUUUGCCUCGUCCACCGCGGGCGGGCCCUCGGCCGCCGUCACCACUGGCGCGAGCACGCCGCAGGGCCCGGCCGUCUACUCGACGUUCGGCGACGCGUCGCGCGCGUUCAAGGGCAUGCUCGAGCGCCUCGGCGUCGACCGCACCUGGACGUGGGAGGUCGUCAUGAAGGAGUGCAUCACGGACCCGGCCUUUCGCGCGCUGCGCACGCUGUCGGAGCGCAAGGCCGCGUUCGAAGAGUUCCUCGUCGAGCGCGACCAGCGCGAGCUCGCCGAGCGCGACGAGAGCCUCGCGCGGUGCCGCAAGGAGUGGGGCAAGGCCAUGGACAAGGUCGGCGGCGGCGUCGGGUUCGAGGACGGCGUCAAGAGCUGGUGGAGCUGGGAGCGCGGCGCGCGCGUCAUGAGCGAAAAGUGCAAGGACGUGUGGGCCUUGCCCCGCAACGACGACGAGCGCAAGAUCCUGUUCGACGAGUACAUCGCCAAGUUGCGCACCCAGGAGGAGACCCGCAAGCGCGAGAUGCGCGGCCGCAACAUGGACAAGGUGACGAGCAUCCUCCAGUCGCUCGCGCUCGACCUCGCCGGCCCGAUCCGGUGGGCCGACGCCCGCGCGCUCGUCAUGCGCACGCCCGAGUGGCACCGAGACCCGGAGCUGCAGCGCAUCGAGCCGAUCGACCUCUUGACCGUGUACGAGGACGAGGUGCAGCGCGCCGAGAAGGAGCUUGCCGAGGCGAGGGCGAGGAUCGCCGAGGACAAGCGCCGUCGUGGUCGCAAGGCGAGGGACGACUACAACGCGCUCCUCGACGAGCUCGUCGCGUCCAAGGACCUCACGGCGGGCACGCCCUGGUCGGCCGUCUACCCGCUCGUGUCGCGCGACCCGCGGUACCUCAACCUGCUCGGCCUCCCCGGCUCGUCGUCGCCGCUCGACCUGUUCUGGGACCGCGUCGACGACCUCGACAUCGCCGCCGAGGAGCGCCUUGUCUUCCUCGAGAGCGUCGCCGAGAAGCACGGCGUCGUGGUCGGCGAGGAGACGGGCGAGGCCGAGUUCAAGAAGGCUGUCGAGGGCGACGAGCGUGUCAAGGAGCUCGGCGACGAGGCGGUCCACGAGGCGUUCGAGACGCUGCGUCACCGCGCUCAACGUGCCGCCCGAGACGCUCGCCGCCGAGCCGAGAAAGCCCUGCGCCUCGCCGUCGACGACCUGCGGUACCUCUUCAAGCGCCUCGACGAUCCGCCGGUCGACGUCGACAAGGACGAGUACGACGAGGUCAUCAAGCGCGAGGACGUCGUCGAGAGCAAGGAGUGGACGGCGCUCGAGGGCAAGGACGAGGCGAGGAGGAGCGCGUGGGACAAGUUUGUCAAGCGGACAAAGGAGAAGCGCGCCGAGCGCGAAGCAGCCGAGCAGGACCGCACCGAGCGGGACCGCGCGUACGAGCGACAGCGGGACCUCGAGCGCGAGCGGGACCGAGGCGAGGGUCGCUCGCGGCGUGCGAGCAGCGCGCUCGGCGGCGGCGGCGGCGGCGAGGCGGGCGACGGACGCAAGCGUGCGGGAGAGGAGGGCGCGGCGGGCGAGCGGGCAAAGAAGGCGCGGUUGGACGAGGGGGAGCAGGAGGUCGGCGGGGACGUCACGAUGAGGACCACCGGCGACGCCCCUCCCCGCCCGACCACCGCAACCAUGUCGACCGACGCCAUUGCCACCACGAUCCCGCCGAGCCACGACGAGGGCCGCUCGGGUUCCAUCUCGAGCACCGACUCGACCUCGCCCAACCUGUCGACCUCGCCCCUCGGUUCGUUCGGCGGCAUCUCGCACGCCUUGCCGUCGCCCGCCGGCGGCCUCAACACGUCGCAGCGCAGCACGUCGCACCGCACCGGCAGCUACGAGGACUCGGUCGACCAGCUCGCCGACGGCACCAACGACCUCGCGCACGAGGAGGACGAGACGCUCGACGCCCUCCGUCGCUACCGCCAGGGACUGUACUCGUACACGUCGUCGCGCUUCGACCGCUUCAAGGUCGACCUCGAGCGCAAGAACGCCCUCGACGGGCACGAGCCGGCCCAGGCUUGAGCCUGCUCGUCUUCGUCGACGACCUUACGACGAUGCACGUCGAGCGACACUCGCAUCCAGCACACGCACACGCCUCGCCGUCGCCGUCGUCGUCGUCGCCUCAUGACAUCACCCUCCCUCCGCUUUGUCUCCCCCUCCCCUCCUUGUCCAUACAGCGCGUUUGAUUCCGGCCUCUCUCUUAGUUCUGCACAUAGCUUCCCCUUCCCCACGUACAUAGCCUCGUCCUUUCCCUUUCCCUCCCUCUCUGUCGCUCGCAACCCUAGCUCGCAUCUCGCACUCUCGCACCCUCUCGCCGCAGCUCUCCCUCCCCGUCUCUUUGUGUACAUACUCGGUGCAAAGCGGGUCUCGCUG
Messenger RNA from Rhodotorula graminis WP1, 2892 nucleotides. RefSeq lists its product as uncharacterized. Gene Ontology annotation, molecular function: protein binding; RNA binding. The record is from RefSeq and is a predicted model, not a curated record. Lineage: Eukaryota; Fungi; Basidiomycota; Microbotryomycetes; Sporidiobolales; Sporidiobolaceae. The transcript has 12 exons. Gene Ontology annotation, biological process: mRNA cis splicing, via spliceosome. Gene Ontology annotation, cellular component: U2-type prespliceosome; U1 snRNP. Bases 1 to 2541 code for a protein of 846 amino acids.